AUGGAGCAAGCGCUCAAGUCCGGCGUCUGGAGGGCCGUGGGGCUGACACCCGCGCACCGCGGCCCUUGGUGCUGGGGGCUGAGGUACCGCUCCACUCGGGAGCGGCGGCCCCCGCCCUUCGCACCGCCAGCCGCAGGAGGGCGUGAGGAAGGGCCACCCCGAGGCAGGGAUGGCGGCGGUCAGCUUCCCCCACCGGCCCUCCCGGAGGUUUCUGGAGCGGUGGCUGACCCCCAUUCCUCCCGCGAGGGCCUGGCCCCGCAGAGCUGGCCACGGCCGUGGCACAAGCGGUACGAGAGAGGGGCCAGGCAGGCUGCGCCAGCCAACGCGGAGUUGUGGAGCUCGCGAGAGGGCGACUUCUCAAAGGCGAGGAAGAGGCUGGAACGAAAGCCUCUGUCCAUCGAGAGGACUAAAGGCUCAGAGAUCUUAUUUGGGAUUGCACCGUGUUCCCUGGCCCUCUCUCAGUCGAGAAGGGACCUGUUCAGGUUGUUCCUCAAGCAGAGCAGCGGCGCUCGGCGGCUUGUUAUGAGUGAGUUUGUCCUUCAGGCCACGGCCCGGGGAGUCCCCGUGCACCACGUCAGGAGGAGAGAGCUGGAUGCUCUUUGCAGAGGUCAGGUGCACCAGGGAGUUUGUUUGGAGGCCACGCCUCUCCAUUUCAAGAGUUUGGAGGAAGCUGAAAAGCCUGAUUCGGGGGAUGAAGAGAGUCCGACCCGACAGCUGAUUUGGCUGGUGUUGGAGCAGAUCCAGGAUCCCAUGAACCUGGGGGCACUGCUGCGCUCCGCGUACUUCUUGGGGGUGGACAGAGUGGUAACAAGCCAGAGGAACAGCUGCCCCUUGACUCCGACAGUGAGCAAAGCUAGCUCUGGAGUUAUGGAAGUCUUCGAUGUCUACAGCACAGGUGAUCUCCGGAGCUUUUUGAAGGCUAAAACUGCAGAAGGCUGGGAAGUCGUGGGAACGGUCAGCAAGCCUGAGGAUGUGGAAGAUGUUCCUGUCGUCAGUUGCUUGGAAUUUCGGUGGAAUAAACCUGUUAUUAUAGUGAGCUUGAGCGAGUCCUCGGUGACAGCGCUGGUCACGCAGGCAGAGGCACAGAAGCCCUUGGUACUGGAGAACAGAUCCAGGGAGACUGGAGUGGGCCAGGAAGGGAAGGCAGGCAGUGAAGGUGACGGACUUUCCUUAGAGACGCAGCUCUUGUGCCAUCGGAUGCUGACUAUACCCGCUGGCAGAGCGCUUCACCCUGGGAUCGAGUCGCUGAAUGUCUCUGUUGCUACUGGUAUUCUCCUGCACUCCAUCUGCAGCCAGAAGCUGAGGCACGGUGAUUGA
This is a messenger RNA of Nipponia nippon (crested ibis), 1317 nucleotides long. Lineage: Eukaryota; Metazoa; Chordata; Aves; Pelecaniformes; Threskiornithidae. The record is from RefSeq and is a predicted model, not a curated record.